GCUUAUAGCUUUCGUGAAACAGCAGAAAAUAUCACCCGAUAGCAGAUUUGAAAGUCCAUUGUUUUUGUAAAGAAAUCGUUGAUUUUAAUUGGAACUAAGCGUCUUUAAGUAAAUAUGACAACGGAUAUCGCUCGUGAUUUGGAAGCUCCCGGUUUCAGCUUUGAAAAUUGCCGCAGAAAUGCUCAAUUGGCUAAGCAGGGAUUUGUUGCACCCAAGGCAGUCAAAACCGGAACUACCAUUUGCGGAAUAAUUUAUAAAGAUGGUGUUAUUCUCGGUGCCGAUACCCGUGCCACGGAAGGACCAAUUGUUGCGGAUAAAAACUGCGAGAAAAUACAUUACCUCGCAAAAAACAUGUACUGUUGCGGUGCCGGAACAGCGGCCGAUACGGAAAUGACUACGCAAAUGAUCGCUUCUAAUCUAGAGCUACAUCGAUUGAAUACUGGCCGGACUGUCCCUGUGGUAGCUGCGAAUACAAUGCUGAAGCAGUUUUUGUUCCGUUACCAGGGUUACAUCAGCGCCGCAUUGGUUCUAGGUGGUGUGGACAACACCGGGUCCUACAUUUAUUGUAUCUAUCCUCACGGUUCCACUGAUAAAUUACCGUACGCAACAAUGGGAUCUGGCAGUUUGGCCGCAAUGUCUGUAUUUGAAUCCCGCUGGAAGCCGGAAAUGGAGGAAGAAGAGGGUAAGAAGUUGGUACGGGAUGCAAUUGCUGCUGGUGUUUUCAACGAUUUGGGCUCCGGUUCGAAUAUUGAUCUCUGCGUGAUUCGCAAGGAUGGAGCGCAGUAUCUGCGAACCUACGAAGAAGCCAAUAAGAAAGGAACUCGUACGCUGGGCUACGAUUACAAGCCAGGGACCACGGCCGUCCUUCAGAGCAAGUGCUUCAAAAUCGACGUUACGGAAGAGGCUGUGCGCGCACUGAUCCCAGUAGGUGGUGUGGAAAGCAUGGACACGGCAUAACCUGUGCUGUGAUACUAAUUCUUUACGAUUCGUGAAACU
This is a messenger RNA of Sabethes cyaneus, 996 nucleotides long. Its product is annotated as proteasome subunit beta type-7-like. Gene Ontology annotation, cellular component: proteasome core complex. The transcript has 2 exons. Bases 115 to 957 code for a protein of 280 amino acids. The record is from RefSeq and is a predicted model, not a curated record. Gene Ontology annotation, molecular function: threonine-type endopeptidase activity. NCBI's taxonomy places the organism in Eukaryota, Metazoa, Arthropoda, Insecta, Diptera, Culicidae.